AUGGAUCAAGUAAAAUCAUCAAGAAGUAAUUAUCAUCAUUUGGAAAAUAUAAGAUCACCACUUUUAAUUAAUAGUUCACCGAGUCCACUCUUUCGGAAAUUUAAAACAUCUCUUCCAACUAAAAUCAAGUAUUUCAACAAGGGAUUUUUCAAUGUGUUGGUAUUGGGAAUUUCAUUUCUAAUUCUCUUUUCAGCAUUUAAUAUUUUACUAUUCUAUUUUACUGAAAUUAGGAGGAGAAUAACAGCAUCUGCCAUUGUUCUCUAUUCUUCUCUGUCAGGAUUUUCAAUAGUUACACCGAGUAUUAUUAAAUUAUUUGGACUUAGGACGAGUAUUAUUGUUGGAGCUUUCUUGUAUGCUUUAUUUGUGUUGAGCUUGUCAGUGGAGAUGGCUCCAGUUUCCUAUACCAUGUCUACAAUUUCAGGAUUGGGAGGAAGUUUAUUAUGGAUAGCGAAUGGAGAAAUUUUGACAAGAGCUGCCAAUUAUUAUCAAAGAAUGGCUAAAAAAGAAAGAAACAAGAUGGAAAUUGAUCAUUUCAACUCUGCAUUUACUGUGAUCUUUUUUGCAAUUUAUCAACUUAAUUCCUUGUUGGGAAAUUUAAUUUCAACCUCAAUGUUGAAAUUAUCAUUGGGAGAAUUUUGGCUAUUUUUGAUUUUAUUUAUCAUCUCAUUGUUUGGAAUUAUUCUAUUAACACCACUGAGAAAUAUUUCAUUUCAUGAAACUAUAACUACAAUUGAAUAUGAAUUACCGAAACCACCAUCCACAAGGGAUAGACUUUUGGCAAUAAUUGCCAAUGUGUUGGUGUACAUUAAGGAUACUAUUUCUGUAAUUCUUUCUCCAAAAAUGAUCCUCUUCUCUGUAAUAUUCUUCUACUCUGGCUAUUCUAUUGCAUUCUUUUACAGAGUUUUGCCAAGAGUCAUGCAAAAGCAUUCCAAUUCAUUCAUUGUUCCUUGGGCUAUUGCUUGCUUUGGGUUGAGUGAGGUGGUGGGAUCUCUAUUGUUUGGAAGGUUGAGUGACAAGAUUGGAAAAAGACCAGUCAUGAUAGCCACAAUUAUUUUCCACGUUUUGGCCAUAUCAUCAUCGUUUGCUACAGUUUACUGGCCUCCAAGUUAUAUCACUUAUUUUGUUCCUCAAAUUAUUUGUGGACUAGCCGAUUCUGGAUUGAAUGUUGUAAUUUAUUCAGUACUUGGUGGAACAGGUGAUUACUUUAAAUAUGCCAAGACUAGUGAAGCCUUCUCCUCUUUCAAAAUAAUUCAAUCAUUGGGUGUUUGCAUUGGAAUUGUUUUUGGAACCCUCUUCUCUGUUCAAACAGUUCAAUUUACACUAGCUGGAGUUCUCUUUAUAUCCAUUCUGUUUUAUAUUGCUUUGGAUUGGAAUUUUCCAAUAGAUGGCAAACGAAAAAUCAAAAAGACAAGACGUUGCAAACAAAAUAACCACCUUCCUCACGAACCUUACUUUUAG
Messenger RNA from Naegleria gruberi, 1458 nucleotides. RefSeq lists its product as uncharacterized. Gene Ontology annotation, molecular function: transmembrane transporter activity. The coding region runs from base 1 to 1458 and encodes 485 amino acids. The record is from RefSeq and is a predicted model, not a curated record. The transcript is spliced from 3 exons. NCBI's taxonomy places the organism in Eukaryota, Heterolobosea, Eutetramitea, Acrasida, Naegleriidae.